AUGGCAAACCUAAACAAAACGCCAAUGAUGCAGGUUGACUUGAACUUCAAAUACCCGAUGGCAGUGGCUGCUAUGGGCAUGGGCUUCGCGUCGGUUGCCUCGUAUGUGUAUUGCGACCUGUUGAAACGGGUUCCCGCUGCAGUUGGCGUCGAUGCCAAAUUUUACUGGAAGCGCAUUUUUCCCGUGGGCGCAUGUCAAGGUCUCACAUUGUUCCUGGGUAACCAAAUGUACUUCUUCCUGACCGUCGCUUUCAUAGAGAUGUCCCGGGCCUCCCUGCCGGUGACUACCAUGAUUGCCUUGUGGCUGGCGCGCUUGGAGACCCCCACCGCGGCCGUCAUCCGAGCCGUGUGCCUUACGGCCGUGGGCUGCGCCAUCGCCGCUUACGGCGAGGUCCAUUUGACCCUCGUUGGCGCCCUCCUGGCUGCCUGCAACCUGAGUAUGGAGUCGAUUCGGCUGGUGAUGACGCAGUACCUGCUGGUGGGCUGCGACAUGCACCCGCUGCAGAGCCUCAAGUUCAUCGCACCGGCUGCCACCCUCACUUUGCUGGUGGGCUCUGCGAUCCGGGAGUACCCGACCAUGGUGAAGAAUAAGGCGUUCAGCAUUGUUGCGAGCGCCCCCUUCCACUUCAUGCUAGCGGCGGUGCUGGGCCUGGUGGUCAACGUGUUGGGCGUUGUCAUCAUCAAGCUCUCAUCCGCCACGACUCUAAAGGUGCUGGCGGCGGUUCGUGGGCCCAUCGUGGUAAUGUGCAGCGUGAUGUUGUUUUCUGAAGCCGUCACUCUCAUCGAGUUCCUUGGAUACUCUAUGUCGGCAAAUCCGCAGCCGGCAAUACGCCUGCCCCCCGCCACUCCCAAUGCCACCGCCAACCCGCAACGGAAGCGCACCAAGUCCACCAAUAAGAUCGAUGCCGUUGGUGUCCCCCCGGGGUUGGAGCGGCCUCAUAAUCCCAACGAGGACAUUGUUUGGCUGACUGACGCUUGUGGUGGUGAUUUCAAGAGCUGGGCCUAUGCACUCCAGGGCUCGAUGACGGUCAUCUGCUUUUUUUGUGACACACAUAAGGAGAGUAACGCCACCAUUUCCCACACGAACUGGGAUCGCUCAGCUUACACCCGGCACGAGGCCUCCUACUCCCACAAAGCGGCUGUAGACCAGUACACGCAAGAUCCGCAGCAACAGCAAACUGACAAGCACCUGGCCAUGACCGAGGUUGCCGACAAUCCCUUCAAGGGGUUAAACUAUGUACAUGUUGGUGGUACAAAGGAUUCAUGGUUGCUACAGGACCUCAAGCAACGCGGUUGGGCCAUCGACAGGGUGUCGGUGCAGCAGCCGCAUCAACAGGAAGCCGCCAACUGUAUGCGACUUCACCACCAUCAGCAACAAGCCAACGACACCCGGCGUAUGUGCAGGUGGGGAAGGGGCGCCGCGCCUUCGAUGCAGCCACGGACUGCCUGCGGCGCUGGGGCCACUUCCAGCUGGGCUGGUCCAGCGUGGAUCCGAGCACGGGCACCCGGGAGGGGGACCUGGUGGCCGUCACCUCCAAGACGCUCUUUCUGUGGACAUGCAACCCGCUGCAAAUAGUGUACUCUGAACGCAAGGACCCUCCACGACUGCGACUGCCUUGGCAGCCUCGACCGCCUCGCAGCUUCUCUUUCGCUCACGGCUGCCUGGAGGGGCACAUGCUGGCGGGGGAGGAGAGCUUCCGCGUGGAGAUGCGCCCCGACGGAACCGUGUGGUAUGACAUCACAACAUUUUCCAAAGCGGUGCAUCCUCUGGCAAUCGGGUUCUUCCCGUUGACGCGGCACUUCCAGAAGAUGUUCGGAGCCGACUCCGCUCGAGCCGUGAUUUCGGCGGUGGCGUCCUCCGUUUCCCCCUCCUGUUGAGGACCGGACCGCCCCCGCCUGGACGGCUGACGGCU
Molecule: messenger RNA, 1912 nt
Organism: Volvox carteri f. nagariensis
Lineage: Eukaryota; Viridiplantae; Chlorophyta; Chlorophyceae; Chlamydomonadales; Volvocaceae
Exons: 11
Coding region: 1-1575 (524 amino acids)
Cellular component (GO): Golgi apparatus; endosome; trans-Golgi network
Molecular function (GO): antiporter activity
Source: RefSeq, a predicted model, not a curated record